UUACUCGUAUUGUUCCUUCCUAGGUUCGAUAACAUAAUAAAAACAUAAACAGUUUUGUAAUUUGCAUUUUUAUGUGUUUCAAUGGUAGAUAUUGAGCAGAUAUGGUUGGAAUUGUCGAGAAACUUACCGGUACUAUCUGGAACCAUAGCAAUGACUGAGACUGACGAUGACUUCUGCAAGGCUUGGGAAGAAGUUAAUAAGCUUGGCUUGGAGGUGAUCCUCUGUGAAAUAUUACGCUCAGAGCUUCAGUCUGCAAUUCGAGAUAAAAUAGUACCUGCGUUUUGGUCACAUUUUCCAGUUCGAGUAGAAAUGAAUGAAUACGACGUUGAUUCGCAAUUUCAUUUGUUUCACCAGUUCGCCGCGGCAGUUGAAAAUUUACAAAAAAGCUUCAUAUGUUUGGAGUUGGUCUCGCGACGCGUGAUAAACUUGUAUCCUCAGACAAAUCUUAAGACGUGGGAUUUUAAAACAGUGUUACUACAAACAUUAUUGGCACAAAUUCCAACUGGAUUCAAUGAAGCCGUAUUUGCAUUUUACCAAGUCUCAUUCCAAAUUUAUAUCCAACAGCAUAAUAAGCAAAAAACUGGGCCCUCUGAAGCUGAUAUAGUGCUAACAAAACAAGAAUGCUGCGGUUGUAAAAAUAAAGUAAGUUUGUGUGAAUGCCAAACUUUAGACGAAACAAUCGACAAAACAAACAAAGCAUUACAAGAAAUAGAACUUUUGGAUGGCAUCGCAGGACAAAGCCUGACAUCCCUGGUUCAGAAAUGCAUAGAAGAGCAUAUUAAGGACACGUGCCAUGGAAUAUUUGAUAGGAGCUUUCUAAGACAACUUGAGAUGUGGCUCGAUGACACUGUGAUCAAUUGGUUGAAGAAGAUUUUCAGUCACACACACGCUGACUCGCACACAAAUACCAUUAAUUUUAUCAAGGGCUUCAAAGUUAAGCUGACUUAUUUCUUAUACGAAAAUGUAGCACUCAGCAUCAUCGAACAGUUUUUUAGUAUAAUUAUCGAUUUUCCUGAGUCUAUUCCUGCCAUAGAUGAUUUGAAAAUUUGUAUGGAAAAGAUAGAUAUGAAAAAGCAUUUCAUCCAAACGCUUACUAACACGCUAAAAGUACGAGUACUUCAUCCUGGUGUAAAUACUAUGGAUAUUUUAACAGGAUAUAUUGCAGCUAUCAAAGCAAUAAGAUAUCUCGAUAACAGUGGAAUUAUAUUGGAAACUGUGACGGCGCCAAUCAGAGACUAUCUUCGAAAACGCAGUGAUACAGUUCGUCGAGUAGUUACGGGACUUACUGAAGAAGGCCCUACAGACCUUACGGAGGAAUUAGCUAAAAGUGAAGCUUUAAAAGAAAAUGAAAAGCUUGAUGUCAAUGAGGAAUUGAGCAAUUGGGAAAAUUGGUUGCCAGACUCGUAUGGAAUUGAUCAGACAACGCGUAUUAAACUUACGAAUGUCAACCGUUCAGCAGAUAUAAUAUCUAUGGUAGUUGAUAUAUAUGGUAGCAAGGAGUUGUUCAUGAACGAGUAUCGCAAUUUAAUGGCAGAUCGUUUACUUACUUAUUUGGAUUUUAACGCCGACAAGGAAAUCCGAAAUUUAGAAUUGCUCAAACUCAGAUUCGGAGAUUCUUUACUUCAUAGUUGUGAAGUUAUGCUGAAAGAUCUCACCGACUCAAAGCGCAUAAAUUCGCAUAUAUCAAGCGAUUCUAAGUAUAACGAAAAUAAAAUGUUUGAUAUAUCAACUUUUAUAAUAUCAGCACAAUUUUGGCCGUCAUUCAAUAAAGAAAGUUUGGAGCUACCUGAAGAAAUUGCCAAUGAAUUUGAAAAGUAUACAAAAGCCUAUGAAGCAUACAAAGGAAAUAGAACGUUAAAUUGGCGAACAGUAACAGGACGAGUUAAUAUUGUUAUUGAAAUAGGUGAACGAACAAUUGAAAUGGUUGUGGCCCCCACUCAAGCAAUCAUAUUGUAUCACUUCCAACACAAAGAUGAAUGGACGUUGGAGGAUCUAAGUCAGAUUACGAAAGUUCCAUCUACAAUAUUGCGGCGGAGAAUUGGGUUUUGGAUAUCACAUGGGAUAGUAGACGAAAUACGACCGGGAAUAUUCAGACUUUUAGAAGACGACGGGAAAAAAUCGCAAUUCGACCCUAAACAACUAAGCCAUGUUCUGGUUGGUGACGAAGAUGUUGAAUCAGCUAUGGCCUCCGCAAGUGAUCAGCGAGAAGAAGAACUUCAGGUAUUUUGGUCAUACAUUGUAGGAAUGCUGACAAAUUUGGACUCAUUGCCGCUUGAUCGUAUCCAUCAGAUGCUUAAAUUGUUUGCAUCACAUGGGGUUGGGAUAGAAUUUACCCAGGAUGAACUAAAAAAUUUCCUUCAACGAAAAGUGCGCGAGCAUAAAUUAAUAUAUUCUGGAGGUGUUUAUCAGUUAUACAAAUAAAAACUUGGAAAUUCUCAUACAAAAAUCAA
Molecule: messenger RNA, 2450 nt
Organism: Rhagoletis pomonella (apple maggot)
Lineage: Eukaryota; Metazoa; Arthropoda; Insecta; Diptera; Tephritidae
Gene: morula
Product: anaphase-promoting complex subunit 2
Exons: 8
Coding region: 82-2421 (779 amino acids)
Biological process (GO): ubiquitin-dependent protein catabolic process
Cellular component (GO): anaphase-promoting complex
Molecular function (GO): ubiquitin protein ligase binding
Source: RefSeq, a predicted model, not a curated record